Staurois parvus is the source of this 393-nucleotide messenger RNA. The record is from the annotation of a GenBank genome assembly. Lineage: Eukaryota; Metazoa; Chordata; Amphibia; Anura; Ranidae.
UCGCCCUGGCCACGCGCUGGUUGGCUGACCGCGCCGGCGGGUCCUGUACGGCAACGUGGCCUGCGCCCUGUACGGAAAGGGACGUACGUACGCCGUUGUCAGGGGAGACGAGGAAGCCGCGCGGGGUUUUCUUAUUUACUCCAAACACGUGACCGGAGAAGUGACAUGGCGGGAAAACUGAAGGCGGAGGAGGCGAGGAGAGUGCUGGAGGCGCUGAGUGCUGCGACCGGGAGGCUGGGAUCUUGUUUGGAGUCCCUGGAAGGCAGUCAGAAGAUGCUGGAGAAAUCCAUCAAGUGUCAGACACAUCUGAACCAUAGUUUGAAGCCGAUUCAGACCGCGUUUACUCUGAAAGAGAAUACAUCUGGCGGUUUGGACGCGGCUUCGCGGAUGUAA